CUUCUCAAAUAAUAAUCUUUUACGGAGACGAUGAAAUCCUUUCAAAUGGCUAAUGCUAACAAACCCAUUUCGCUUUCGCCAAAUUUCAUCCUUCCAGAGGACAAAAGACCACAACUUGUACAGAUAUCCUCCUUGGCCUCCAUUCCUGUCAUCGACUUGAACGAUGGCCCAUCCGCCUUGGUUCAGAAAAUAUCACAAGCUUGUGAGGAAUACGGCUUCUUCCAAAUCAUCAACCACGGCGUCCCUGAAGAGUUAUGUGCCAAAACCAUGGCCGCCAUCACCCAAUUUUUCGAGCUGCCUCCUGAAGAAAGAGCAGAGUUUUCCACACAAGACCAUACCAAACGAGUAAAACUUUUCAACUAUUUCCUCAACCUUGAAGGCCAACAGAAAGUCAGCAUGUGGAGUGAAACCUUCUCUCAUCCUUGGCAUCCGGCUGACGAUCUCACCCAUGUCUUGCCAAAAAAUCCACCCAACUACCGAGAGGCUUUUGCUGAGUAUGCAAAGGAGAUGGGCGGCUUGAUGAAGAGGCUUUUGAGCUUGAUUUCCCUAGGGCUUGGGCUGGAGAAAGAUUGCCUGCGGAAAAGGCUGGGCGACGCGCCUAGACUAAACGCGCAAUCUAAUUUUUAUCCGCCAUGUCCGGACCCUGAGCUGACCUUGGGGCUGGCUGUUCACACUGAUCUUGGGGCGGUAACGGUGCUCCGGCAAGCAGAAGGAGUGAGUGGCCUCCAAGUAAUCAAAGAUGGCAAAUGGGUCGCCGUUGAUCCCAUUCCAAAUGCAUUUGUCAUCAAUCUGGGUGAUCAGAUUCAGGUGAUGAGUAACGGACGGUUUAAGAGUGUGCACCACAGGGCUGUAACCAACAAAGCCCAGCCACGAGUGUCACUGGCAAUGUUUUACGCACCGGACAUGGACGCUGUCAUUGGUCCGAUAGAGGAUUUGAUUGACGAGGAGCAUCCUCCAAUUUAUCGUAACUAUCGUUAUGCAGAGUUUCUUGAAGAAUUCUACAGGCAAGAAGGAACAAGGCGAAUGGCUAAGGAAGCUUUCCUCUUGUGACCUUGUCAGAAUAGGAAACAGUACCUUGCCUUAUUUGCUUUAUUGUCCCUUCAAGCUGUCAUAGUUGGCAUUUAAAUUAAGACAAAUCUUUCCUUUUUCAAUCUUAUUGUUGCAUCCAUCGUCAUCAACGUUUUCUCCUGUUUGUUUUUCUC
Messenger RNA from Corylus avellana, 1202 nucleotides. Its product is annotated as protein DMR6-LIKE OXYGENASE 1. The record is from RefSeq and is a predicted model, not a curated record. Lineage: Eukaryota; Viridiplantae; Streptophyta; Magnoliopsida; Fagales; Betulaceae.